UAGAUUUAAGAACCUUAUUUAGUCACAAGAAGUGAAAAUAAUCAAUAAGCCUGUCUGUGGAGUACGUAUAAAAGGGCUUUUGCUCAGUGUAGACAACACAAGACUGGAGAAGCACAGAUAAAGAUCCUACAUCACAGAAUCACUCCAAAACAAACAGGAUGGAAUACUACAAGUUUGCUCUGCUGGUGGUUUUCCUGUCUUACGUUGAACGCUGUUGGUCUGCUUCUUGCGUGGUGGACAGUUUUCAAGUCAAGGACAACUUUGAUCCGAAGCGGUAUGCAGGUAAAUGGUAUGCUCAGCAGAAGAAAGAUCCAGAGGGACUUUUCCUCCAGGACAACAUCUCUGCUGAAUACACUAUUGAUGAUGAUGGCACCAUGACUGCCUCUUCCAAGGGUCGCGUUACUCUUUUCGGGUUCUGGGUUGUGUGUGCUGACAUGGCCGCCCAGUACAACGUGCCUGACCCCGCCACUCCUGGCAAGAUGUUCAUGAACUACCAGGGUCUGGCUAGCUACCUGUCUAGCGGAGGUGACAACUACUGGGUCAUUGACACUGAUUAUGACAACUACGCUAUCACCUAUGCUUGCCGCACCCUGAAGGACGAUGGCACGUGUGAUGAUGGCUACGCUCUGGUCUUCUCACGCAAUCCCCGCGGCCUGCCACCUGCAAUCCAGCGUAUCGUCCGCCAGAAGCAGGAAGAGAUCUGCAUGGCUGGUCAGUUCCAGCCAGUGCUGCAAUCUGGGGCUUGCUAAGGUUUUGGAGCCAAAUAAGAGGGAAUUCUUUAGCAUGAUGGUAUGAGAUGAGGCGUCCGGGCCAUUGCAUUUCAGUACUGUUGAGAUGUAAAGAACAACGCAUCUAGCAGGGAGAGAGACCAAUUGAAACUUUAUCUCAAGGGAAUGUGGUGUUGUGUAACGUGUUUGUGAG
Messenger RNA from Misgurnus anguillicaudatus (oriental weatherfish), 921 nucleotides. The record is from RefSeq and is a predicted model, not a curated record. Lineage: Eukaryota; Metazoa; Chordata; Actinopteri; Cypriniformes; Cobitidae.